AUGAUGUUCCACAGACUUCUUCUGUGCUUUUCAGUAACUGGACUUGUUUUCGCGGAGCCCGACAGCUCGGGAUUAUUUUACGCUCUGAGAUCUGAACUGUCAGAAGAUGCAAUCUUAGUAGCGAACAACGGAAUACGUGUGCCUUUCGGGAGAUCGAUCUUCAUUGAUCCCAUCAAUGAUCUGGUGAUUCAGACGCAGCCGGGAGACCGCUGCAGCAUCACCGUCCUGGAUAACGACCCACUCUCACAGAGACCGGGACAUCUCUCACCCAAAAAGUUUCCGUGUGAUUUCGGUCCCAAUGAGGUGACAUACUCCCACUACGGGUCGAGAAGUCCGGCUAAAGACAGAGUGAGGCUGCAGCUCAGGUAUGAUGCGCAAACCGAAACCGUUAUUAUCCCGUUCAUGAUGGAGGUGGAAGUAGUUUUUACGCAGCUAGAGUUACUCACCAAAAACAUGCCUCUUACUGUUGAUAACCUCAAAGCGAUCAGCAAUCCCAUUGAUAAAAAGAUUUUAGAGUUUACUUAUGACAGAGACUCUCAUAAAUGUGAAGUGACGUCCCUGUCAAGUGGCAGCGCUCUGCCUAGAUAUGGGAAGCUGAUUGAUGGGGGGAAACUUUCUAAAAUGAUGGACUGUGAUGAAUUCACUCAAGCUGACAUCCGAUAUGAGCACACGUUUGACCGCAAAUCCCCUAACAGAGAUUAUGUUCCCAUGGUUGUAGAGCUGCACGAUAAGGAAGGCAACUUGGUGAAACAGGAGUAUUUCCACCUUAUGAUUCGCAUUAAAGAGGGAGAAGAAAACACUCCCCCCAAACCCAGCUUUGUGUCCAUGAUGAUGAUGGAGAUCAGCCAGUUUGUUAUGACCGCCCUCACCCCUGAUAUGCUCGCUGCUGAAGAUGCAGAGUCAGACCCAGAUGAGCUUAUUUUCAACAUCACAUCUCCCUUAUCCUAUGAGGAGGGCUACAUAGUCAGCACUGAUGACAGAAAUCUUCCCAUCACAUCUUUUUACCAGAGAGACUUGCGUGAUCUGAAAAUAGCUUACAAGCCCCCCUCCCUGGACUCAGACACUGAGAGGAUUUUCCAGCUUGAGUUUGAGGUGGUAGACACAGACGGGGCCAUCUCUGACCCCUUUGCUUUUAUGAUAGUUGUGAAGCCGAUGAACUCCUUAGCGCCUGUUGUGACACGUAACACUGGUCAGCUGCUGUACGAGGGGCAGUCUCGUCCUCUCUUCAAUGCCCACAACUUGGAGAUCAGCGAUGAAGACAACCUGGACACUGUCACCAUCACAGUGGUGGAUGGGCUACGGCACGGGGACCUCAUGGUGCUGGGCUCUCAGAGGCAGCUGUUCACACCUGCUGACCUUACAACAGGGGUCGUUGUUUACCAGCACGAUGGGAGCGACACAUACAGUGACAACAUAGUCUUUAAGAUGUCAGAUGGUAAAAACGAAGUAGAAUUCCUUUUCCCCAUAACAAUCGUUCCCACUGAUGACGAGCCACCUAUUAUAAAUGCCAACACCGGCGUGGUGCUAUUCAAAAACCAGAUGAUGCCUAUUUCUCCCCUCAUGCUCAGCGCUGCAGAUAUUGACUCUGAGGACUCAACUAUUAAAUUCACUAUUGUCCCUCCCUUUUCUACUAUUGGCACAGUGCUCUUAAGGCAGUCAGAUGCCCCAGAGGACCCCUCCUCUUGGAAAUUUAAUGCAGAGGAUGAAGUGUAUGAGAAAGAGGUGCCAGAGUGGCUUCAGAAAGAUAUCACUGAUGGGAAGUUGUUUUACAAGCACACUGGCCCUCACAACACAUACACCGUUAUGGAUCAGUUUGUGUUUAAAGUUCAGGAUGACAAUGACCCCCCUAAUGAGUCAGGGGAGAGUGUAUUUAUAAUCCGGGUUUUACCCAUAGAUGACGUCCCCCCUGAGCUGUUCCCUGGCACCACACUGCAGAUGACCGUACAGGAGUACAAGAUCACUCAUUUCAACAAAGAUGUUCUGCGCUACACCGAUUUGGACUCUGAGGAUCGUGACCUCAAAUAUACAGUUAUCCAGCCCCCAGUAGAUACAGAUGAAAAUAACCCAGUUGUGUUCGGUUCUUUGGUUCUGACGGACAGCCCUGACACUGAAGUUACUGAGUUCACACAAGCCCAAAUUAAUCAUCAUAAGAUUUCAUACGGCCCCCCUGAUAUUGAGCUUGGAAUAACAGCCCACGUUGUACAGUUUCGUUACACUGUUGAAGACACGGCUGGGAACAGCGUAGAAGGAACUUUCACUAUCUACCUCCAGCCCGUAAACAACAAACCCCCAGAGAUUACAAACACAGGCUUUACUGUGUCUGAACGUGGUAUUCACAUCAUCAGUAUUGCAGAGCUGGACACCACAGACCUCGACACAGACAGCAAAGACAUCACCUUUACUCUUAGCCAGCCCCCUAAACACGGCCAAGUACAGGUUGCAUUCACUGACCUAGAGAAAAAAGAGCUUUUCAGACUUGAAGAUAUCUCAGAGGGGAAGAUAUCAUACAUUCAUGGCGGGGAGGAGACGACGAGCGAUGAAUUUCAGCUGGAUGUCAGUGAUGGGUUUCAUGUUGUAACCGUGACGGUCAAAGUUAACGUAAGGCCUGUCGAUGAUGAAACUCCCAGCAUCAGCCUGCCUGCGGGAACAAUUGGCUCUCAUAUAGAUGUGCUGGAAAACGGAGCCACAGAAAUCACAACUAAUGUAAUUCAAGGCCGUGAUGAUGACACAGAUGACCUCCAGCUGACCUUUAUUGUGGAAGAUCCUCCAAUUAUGGGUGAAAUAUUGGUUAAAGGAGUGCCUGCCAGUAGGUUUACACAAGCUGAUAUUAUUAAUGGUGUGGUUGUGUAUGCACACACCAGUGGUGAAGUAGGUCUCUCCUCUCAGCUGGAUGGCUUUAAUUUGACUCUCACAGACAUGUCUGAUGAUUGGACAGUGGGUGGCAAUAAGGUCAACGGAGUUCAGGUCCGAGUCACUAUCCUUCCCGUUGACAGCCAAGCCCCUGAGGUCGGAGUCGGAAUUCAAUUCAGUGUCAUUGAAGGGGAGAAAUAUGCUAUAGGCCCUGAGCACUUGAACGCUGAUGAUAAUGACACUCCAACGGAUGAUAUCCUUUGCACCAUCAUUGUCCAGCCUACUGUCGGCUAUGUGGAAAAUAUUUCACCCGCUCCAGGCUCUGAAAAGUCCAGGUCAGGAACGGCUAUCAGUGCUUUUACAAUCAGAGACAUCAGGGAGAGGAAUAUCUACUUUGUGCAGAGCAUUCACAAAGGCGUAGAGCCAGUGGAAGACAGAUUCACAUUUAGGUGCUCUGAUGGCAUCAAUUUCUCAGAGAACCAUUUCUUACCAAUUGUCAUCAUCCCUGCAAAUGAUGAAAAGCCUGAGAUUUAUUUGAGGGAGAUAGUUGUGAUGGAGGGCAUGAACAUUGUCAUCGACACUCCGAUUCUGAAUGGGGCCGAUGUGGAUAUUCCACCCGAGGAGCUGGUCUUCAUCAUUUCCAAACCUCCCAAACAUGGUGCCAUUUUAAACCAGCUGUCAACAGGGUCAGUUUUGGUGACUAAUUUCACUUUAGAGCAGAUUAGGGAGGCGUCAAGUAUUAUUUAUGAGCACGAUGACUCAGAGACAACAGAGGACAGCUUUGAUAUCACUCUGACUGAUGGAAAGUACUCCGUGCAGAAGACAGCCACGGUAAUGAUAAUUGCUGUGGAUGACGAGACCCCCAGAAUGCUUAUCAACGACGGCCUGGAGGUUGAAAUCGGGGAGGCCAAAGAGAUCAACAGCAAAGUGCUCAAAGCAACCGAUUUAGAUUCAUACGACAGUACUCUCACAUUCAUCAUCAGGUUUGGGCCUGGGCAGGGCCUCCUGCAGAGGAAAAUCCCAUCUGGGUCUCUGGAGAACAUCACGCUUGGCAUGAAUUUCACACAAGCUGAACUCGACGCAGGGCUUAUUCUCUACACACACAAUGGUCAGGAAGGCAUUCGAGACUUGCUUAAGUUUGAUGUCACAGAUGGAAUUAACCCACUUAUUGAUCGUUACUUCUACAUCACUGUGGGGAGCAUCGACAUGGUGUUCCCUGAUGUGGUCAGUAAAGGCGUGUCUCUGAGAGAAGGUGGCAGAGUGACUUUGACCACAGAUCUACUCAGCACCACUGACCUCAACAGCCCCGAUGAGAACUUAGUCUUCACCGUCACAAGGGCCCCCGUCAGAGGCCACCUGGAGUGUACAGAUACUCCUGGGAUGCCCAUUGCAUCUUUCACUCAGCUCCAGCUGGCUGGCAGUAAGGUUUACUACAUCCACACGUCAGAUGAUGAGGUGAAAAUGGACAGUUUUGAAUUUGAAGUGACUGAUGGCUUCAACCCUAUUUUCAGAACAUUCAGAGUCUCUAUCGUGGAUGUUGAUAAUAAGAAACCUGUUGUGACAGUUAAUAAUUUAGUUGUCACAGAAGGGCAAAUUAAGCUGAUUACACCAUUCGAGCUCACAGCUGAGGACCAAGACACAUCUGAGAAGCUGCUGAGAUUCACCGUCACCCAGCUGCCUGUUCAUGGCAAACUCCUCUACAACAAGUCCACACCCGUCACCGGCUUCACCAAACAAGACCUCAAUGAAAACCUCAUCAGCUACAAACAUGACGGAACUGAAUCCUCAGAGGACUCCUUCUCGUUUACAAUCACCGAUGGCACACACACAGACUUUUACAUUUUCCCCGACACUGUGUUCGAGACUCGGCACCCUCAAACCAUGAAAAUCACCAUUGUGGCCAUCGACAACGGCGUCCCCCAGAUCGUGGUGAAUAAAGGUGCCCCCACUUUGAAGAUUUUGUCCAUUGGUCACCUGGGUUUCCCCCUCAGCUCCAAAGUACUGAGAUCAGAGGACAGAGACAGCACCCCCGCCUCCCUGGUGUUCCACGUCACCACGCAGCCCAAACAUGGAUACAUCAUUAACCUGGGACAAGGGAACAACUCCAUCAACACAUUUAGUCAAGCUGAUAUUGAUGACCUGAAGAUCUGCUAUGUCUUACGGAAUGAAGAAAAUGUCACAUCUGAUGUCUUCCAGUUCUCCGUUGAGGAUGACGGUGGGAACAAACUCAAGGGACAGCAGUUCCGUCUGGACUGGGCCUGGAUCUCUCUGGAGAGAGAGUACUACGUGGUGGACGAGGAGGACAAGUUCCUCGAGGUGGUGCUCAGGCGGAGAGGAUACCUGGGAGAGACCUCUUUCAUCGGCAUUGGCACCCAGGAUGGUAGCGCGAAGAAGGACGAGGAUUUCAAGGGUAAGUCCCAGAGGCAGGUCCAGUUCAACCCGGGGCAGACCACCGCCACGUGGAGGGUUCGGAUACUGACUGAUGGGAAGUACGAGCAGGCGGAGACCUUCCAGAUUCUGCUCUCGGAGCCGGUGAUGGGGGUGAUGGAGUUCCCCGACACAGCAAUAGUUGAGAUCCUGGAUCCUAGUGACGAGUCAACUGUGUUUUUCCCAGCACAGAUCCACUCAGUGGAGGAAGAUGUUGGAGAGCUGUUCAUCCCGGUACACCGCAGUGGAGACAUCAGCGAGGAGCUCAUGGUGGUCUGCUACACACAGCAGGGUUCUGCUUCAGGGACGAUUCCAACCACCGUCCUGUCUUACUCGGAUUUCAUCUCCCGCCCGGAGGAGCAUGGCAGCGUCCUUCGCUUUGAAAAGGGUGAGAGGGAGAAGCAGUGUCGCGUGGUGGUUAUCGACGACUCUCUGUACGAGGGAGAAGAGAGCUUCAACGUCACUCUGUCACUGCCUGUCGGGGGGCGUCUGGGAAAGCACUACCCCACCUCCAAAGUCAACAUCUUGGAAGACACGAAUGAUGCUCCAGUGUUUUACUUUGGAGAGGUGGAGUAUCAUGUGGAUGAGAGUGAUGGAUACGUGGAGGUCAAAGUGUGGAGGACGGGGACAGAUCUGUCCAAGACGGCCUCCGCCACCGUGCGCUCUCGCAAGGCCGAGCCUGUCUCUGCAGAAGCCGGUAUUGACUACGUGGGCAUCAGUCUUAACCUGGACUUCGCCCCGGGCGUCAGCAUGCAGACCUUCAGAGUCACCAUUCUGGAUGACCUGGGACAACCAGAGCUGGAGGGCAUUGAGAGCUUUGAGUUUGUCCUCCGUAUGCCAGUGAACGGCAUUCUGGGGGAACCUGGGAUGGCUACAGUCUUCAUCAAUGACUCUGUGUCUGACUUGCCGAAGGUCCAGUUUCGUGAGCCGGUGUACUCUGGAGAGGAGAGCGAUGGUCACCUCACAGCGACAGUGUACCGCAGCGGGGACAUCACACACAGAUCCACGGUGCGCUGUUACACCCGUCAGGGCUCGGCACAGGUCGCCUCCGACUUUGAUGAGCGACCCAACACAGAAACAUCUAUAAUUAUUUUCCUACCAGGAGAGGCAGAGAAGCCAUGUAUUUUGUCACUGGUUGAUGACACGCUGUACGAGGAAGGAGAAGAGCUGCGAUUGGUCUUAGGAAACCCGAAGAGCGACUCACAGUUUGGAGCAUCAGUGGGAGCUCUGAAGGAGACCCUGGUGAAAAUCAAGGACACAGCUGACAAACCAAUCAUACGUUUUUUGGAAACCAAGAUGAGCGUAAGUGAACCGAAGGAAGCCGGCACCGUGGCAACUGUUAGGAUCCCUGUGGUACGAGUGGGUGACACAUCAAAGGUUUCAGUGGUUCGUGUUCACACUAAAGAUGGGUCUGCUAUCUCAGGGGAGGACUACUACCCUGUGUCUCAAGACAUUGAGUUUAACCAAGGGGAUAAGGAACAUGUGGUGGAGGUGGAGGUGUUGUUUGAUGGCGUCCGAGAGAUGAGGGAAGCCUUUACUCUCCACCUGAAGCCUGAUGAAAACAUGGUGGCUGAAACUCAGGUAACUAAAGUGAUAGUUUACAUCGAGGAGACCAACAGCAUGGCUGAUGUCACCUUCCCCUCCCUGCCUAACGUGGUGUCCCUGCUACACUACGACGACGUUGCCAGGACACCAGACAACCUCCAUCCCCCAGCCGGCUAUCCAGUCAUCUGUGUCACGGCUUGCAAUACAAAAUACCCCGACUAUGACAAAACCGGCUCUAUCUGUGUCAGCGAGCACAUCAACAACACCCUGACCCGCUACCGCUGGCUCAUCAGCGCCCCAGCUGGCCCUGAUGGUGUCACCAGUCCCAUGAGAGAGGUGGACUUCGACACCUUCUUCACGUCCUCCAAGAUGAUCACAUUGGACUCAGUGUACUUCCAGGCAGGCUCCAGGGUCCAGUGCGCUGCCAGGGCAGUGAAUUCUAAUGGGGAUGAGGGUUUAGAGCUCAGCAGCCCCAUCAUCACCGUCAGCCAGGAGGAAGGUAUGUGUCAACCACGCAAGAUGGGGACUGUUGGCGCUGAGCCUUUCUCUGCCAAGCUACGCUACACUGGAGUAGACGACCCGAAACACCCCAACCUCAUCAAAGUGACUGUCACCAUGCCUCACAUCGAUGGAAUGCUGCCGGUGAUCUCGACUCGCCCUCUCAUGAACUUUGAACUGACUCUCAGUCCAGACGGGACCCGGGUCGGGAACCAUCGCUGCUCCAACCUGCUGGAUUACAACGAGGUCACCACCGGUCACAGCUUCAUCACCGCCUCUACGCGCAGCCCCGAAAGCAUCGGAGACACAGCGCCGUAUCAGUUCAGCGACUCUCUGCGGGGGAACAGCACAUUGCGCUUCUACAGGAACCUCAACCUGGAGGCCUGUCUCUGGGAGUUCACCAGUUACUACCACAUGUCUGAGCUGCUCACUGACUGCGGAGGCACCAUAGGGACUGAUGGACAGGUGCUGAAUCUUGUCCAGUCCUACGUGACCCUCCGCGUGCCUCUCUAUGUGUCCUACGUGUUCCACUCUCCGGUGGGAACGGGCGGCUGGCAGCACUUCGACCUGCAGUCAGAGCUGCGUCUCACUUUCGUUUACGACACAGCCAUCCUCUGGAAAGAUGGCAUCGGAAGCCCCCCGCAGGCCGAGCUACAGGGUGCGUUGUAUCCAACAAGCAUGCGCAUCAACGAACAGGGACGCUUGGUGGUAAACUUCCGCACCAAGGCUCGUUUCAGGGGUCUGUUCGUGCACUCUCAUUCUGAAGGCAGAAUACAAAGAGCAGCCACCUCCAUGGUAAUGAGUGUGGAGCACCCCGGCCUGACCUUUAACCUCACCUUAGUGAGGAGUGAGCCUUCCUACAACCAGCCGGUCCAGCAGUGGACCUUCACCUCUGACUUCGCUGUGAGAGACUACUCUGGGACUUAUACAGUGAAGCUGAUCCCCUGCACAACAUCCCAGAAUAUGGAGUACACUCUUCCACCUGUCUGCAGUCCCAGAGAACCUGUUACCUUCGAUCUGGACAUCAGAUUCCAACAAGUAAGCGAUCCAGUUGCAGUGGAGUUCAGCCUGAACACUCAGAUGUUCCUGCUGUCCAAGAGGACCUCUGAUGGCUCCAUGGGCUUUGCUCAAGAGACUGACGUAGCCUUUUCUGAGGGUGAUACGGUCUAUGGCCGUGUGAUGGUGGACCCUGUGCAGAACCUGGGGGACUCUUUCUUCUGUAGCAUAGAGAAGGUGUUCCUCUGCACUGGUGCGGAUGGAUAUGUGCCAAAGUACAACCCCACCAAGUUUGAAUUUGGCUGCCUGGCUGACUCCCCUUCAUUGCUCUACAGAUUCAAGAUUAUUGACAAAGCACAGCCAGAGACUCAGGCACGUGUGUUUGGUGACGUCAGUUUUAAUGCUGUGCUGGCACUGGAUGAUCCGUCAGCCAUGUCCCUUGUCAGACAGCCCGGGUCUGAUGGCUUUAGGGUGGACUCUACAGCCAUGUUCCAGGUUGCUGCAGGCCGUGAGUGGUUCAUUCACACAAUUUACACCGUCCGCUCCAAAGAGAAUGCUCACAGAGGCAUUGGAAAGCGCAGCCUGGAGUACCAUUCCUUGGCUUCCACGAGCAAAGAUCUUGCCUUGACCCCAUCUAAUGGCAAAAGUCAUCGCGCCAGGAGAUCGGCUGGCGAUGAAGUCCCAGAGAUCACUGAGGAUAUUGGAGCAGAUAAUAACCGCGGUACUAAUAUCAUGCACAUCGAUUUGGAUCGCAACAAGCGCCGGGCGGUGGGGUCGAAUGAGCUGUUUGCCAACGGGCUGGAACCCAGUGAGCUGAACACACAGUAUGAAGAGGAUGGAGUGGUGACUGUGGUGGGGGUGCUGGUGGGGCUGCUGCUGACCAUCCUGAUUAUUGUCACCAUCGUACUGGUGCUGAGAUCCAGACAGAAAGAUGGGAAGGAAGGCUGGAGGGAGGAGGUACAGGAGGUGGUGAAAGGCUCCGUCAGUACAGAGCCCAUGUUGGUGGUGAGGAUGCAAGACUGCCACAACAGCUCGGAGGUCUGAGCAAUGGAUAGAUGGACAGAUGGACAAAUGGAUGUGAGGGCUUUUAUACAAUUUGGGAUUUUUUUUUUUAAAACUGGUAUAUAAUUACUUUCUUAACACCAAAAAUCUGAAAUGGAUCAUUAUGCAGAUUCGGGUGUGUGUUCCUGUAAGUGUGGGGAUUUCUACAGUAUAGGGUCCAUUAUGUAUGUUGAUCACUGCAACAGAAAACGGCACAGAAGACAAACCUACACGGUCUCUUCACUUAACAUUCAAACUUGUCCUGCUAGUAGCUUGGUAUGUCCUUUCUCACUCACUGGCUUUAUGGUGUUUAAGGGCCUGAAGCAGCUUUAUUCCUUCAGGACACUCUCAGUCACCAAGAGCACUUUCUCAUAAAGCUAGUGUCACACAGGCCAAGUCAGAGAUUUAGUGCUGCAGGUUUACCUCGGGUAAAGGGGACUAGAUGAUGUCAAUGUUCAUACUGGAAGGAAUAGUCUCAAAAAGAACAGAUUCAGCCUCAGAUCUUAUUGACCUGUCCCUGAGUCAGUCAAAUCUUUACUGAAGUGUGUGAGCCCUGGUACUUCUGUCUGUCUACCAAAGUAUAAAUGGUAACAAUACCAUCUUUUCUUCAGCUUGGAAAAGGGUACAUCUGAUUUUUGCGCACAUUGUGCAGCAUAUUCAUACUUCUUUAGUAUCUUAACAAAUGUGUUACGGAUGCAAAGUUCUGUGUUUACACUACAUUCGUUUUAAUCAUCAUAAAAAAUAUGAAUGCUUAGGGUUGUCCGAGAGAUAGUUCCAAGUGGAGAUGGGUUCCAAGAUUGUAAUCUCACUUACUGUUCCCAAAAUUCUUAAAAGUGUAUCAACUGCCAGAGGAUACUUUUCUACAAAUAUUGAGGAUUAAAAGUCAAACAUAUUGAUAGUAAAUCUUAAAUGGGGUAAACUGUACUUUUAGACAUGCAAUUUUAGCUUAAAUGUUUGCCUCAUUCUGGAAAACACAAUUUGUAAUAAAAACAUACGCACAAGAUGCCACCCCCUGUUUCUUCUUUGUAACCUAAACCUGCAAAAAUAUCUUAGCAGGUCUUCAAGUAAUAAUUACCACUGCUGUCAGAAUUUAUGUUUAUUAACCAGCUUACCAUUUUAUGAAUUCACAGUUUUUUGUUUUGCUAGCCAUAUGAUGAGGAAUGUUAAUUGUAUUGGGAUUUUUUAUUGCUGCUGAGUUGGGUUGUUUCCACUUUCUUUUACUUUAUUACCUGUUUACAGUUAAUCACUGUUUCUGUUACCACACUGUUUACUGCAAUUCACCCUUGCAGUGAUGUUGCUCCACUCUUUUUCUAUGAUAUUAUCAUAUUUAUUAAAAGUAGUUGGGGCAUAAUGAUGACACUGGUUAGAUUAUGUGUAUAAAGGCAUUCAUCUCAGGAGUAAUUUCUUUUGCAGACAAUGGACCAUGUGUAGUUACACAAUUUACUACUGUUGACUGAAGAGAAUCUCUCCAGAGCCACUUUCCACUUCUGUGAUACACUGCUAAUAAGUGUGGUGCUGUGAACAUGCAAAUACUUCAUACAUAUUCAAUGGUUUCACCCCUAUUCCAUUCUCACUAUGUUCCUGUAAGCUUCAAAUACUUCAUACAUAUUCAAUGGUUUCACCCCUAUUCCAUUCUCACUAUGUUCCUGUAAGCUUCAAAUACUUCAUACAUAUUCAAUGGUUUCACCCCUAUUCCAUUCUCACUAUGUUCCUGUAAGCUUUGUUUUCACUAGUGCUGUGUGGGAUUUCAGUGUUCUGAGUCAUGUUUUCGAACAAAGGAUGCAAAAAUAAUAGCAGUUUACAAAAUGUUAUGUCACCAUGAAUAAUAUUACAUUAGAGACAUUUAUAUAAUCUGCUGUCUCGUUAUUUGUUGAUACCACUGGUGAAAUUUCUUGUUUACAUGUUGUUAAACCUGUGUCUUACUCUGCUAUGGAUAAACUGUACAACAUGCUGA
Molecule: messenger RNA, 11311 nt
Organism: Notothenia coriiceps (black rockcod)
Lineage: Eukaryota; Metazoa; Chordata; Actinopteri; Perciformes; Nototheniidae
Product: FRAS1 related extracellular matrix 2
Biological process (GO): cell communication; anatomical structure morphogenesis
Cellular component (GO): membrane
Source: RefSeq, a predicted model, not a curated record